Schistosoma mattheei is the source of this 864-nucleotide messenger RNA. NCBI's taxonomy places the organism in Eukaryota, Metazoa, Platyhelminthes, Trematoda, Strigeidida, Schistosomatidae. The record is from the annotation of a GenBank genome assembly.
AUGGGCGAUCUGAGUGGCCCGGUGUACGAAAGUACGCCGAAAAACUAUAAAAAACGAAGUACCAGACAAACAAAUUUUGCAACACCUCAUAUUCCACUGGCUGGGGGCGGUAGUAAAAAAGCAAGACUAGUCAUAGAACAAAUAAACGUUUCAAAUCAAGCAGCUCCUCUCGAUGGACAGUCAGAUGUAAACACAAAUGUUAGUUCAUCUCGCCGCUCUGUAAAUAAACAACUUUCUCAACCUCAACGAGUUAUUGCAACUGGAAAUAAAUCUCGUCAAAACAACUGGAUGUAUGUGAAUCGUAAAGAAACAUCUAAACCGAGUAAUCGUCGUGUUUCACCUAUUCGAAAUCGACAGUCUCAGAGCUCCGGUCGAAAUAGACAGUUAGUUCAAACACAACAGUCAAAGAAGAGCUGCUCCUGUGAAAUCGCUUUAAGAGAAAUAAGAGCUUUUCAGCGUAGUACAAAUCUUCUUUUAAGGAAGUUACCAUUUGCACGUUUAGUACGUUCUAUCACUGUUCGUACACUUGGUCCGAGCUAUUUAUCAUUUAAUUGGCAAGCUGUCUGUUUUUUGGCAUUACAAGAAGCUGCAGAAGCAUUUAUUGUUCAUUUAUUCGAAUGCGCACAACGAUGUGCAAUACAUGCAAGACGUGUAACAGUUAUGACCAAGGAUAUACAAUUAGUGACACAUUUACAAAAUAUACCAACUUCAUCACAAUUUACACAUUAUCAUCAUACUAUACAAAGCCAACAACAACUGGCACAUUUGAAACAAUUAAAAUAUAAACAUGCUUCACAGCCUCGAAAAAAAGGUUAUUCUCAACAAUCAGAUGUUGAUGAAGACGAUAGCACUGAUACUUCAUAG